AUGCUAGCACGGACACGCAUCGCCGUCGCGAGCGGCACGGCGGCGCUCCUGUCGCGCCACCGCUCCGUCGCCGAGCUCCUCUCGGGUGGCGAGGCACUCGGUGGCUCCGCUGACGAGGAGAUCUCCAACUGGUCGGCGACGCACUCGGCGAUGCCGUCGCUCUACUUUGAGCCGGACUCGACGGAUGCAGUCGGGCAGGUCAUCGCCUUCAUGCACGCGGCGGGGCAGAAGCUUCGCGUCGUCGGCUCGGCGCUCUCUCCCAACGGGAUUGGCUUGUCAGACGGUGCGAUGAUCAACAUGGCCCAGUGCUCCAAGAUCCUCUCUGUCGACCCCGAGCGGCGGCAGGUGACGGUGCAGGCGGGUGCGCGCGUCAGCGAGGUGGUGGAGGCGCUCCGCCCUCACGGCCUGACGCUGCAAAACUACGCCUCCAUCGCCGAGCAGCAGAUCGGCGGCUUUGUCCAGGUCGGAGCACACGGCACGGGCGCCGCGAUCCCUCCGGUGGACGAGCAGGUGGUGAGCAUGCGACUGAUCACGCCCGCGCUGGGCGAGAUCUGCCUCUCCGAGGCAGACAACCCGCGCCUCUUCCGCCUGGCCAGGGUGGGGCUCGGCGCGCUCGGCGUCGUGACUCUGCAGUGCGUGCCGGCGCACAAGCUCGUGCAGCGCGUCAGCGUCGAGACUCGCGCGGGGAUCGCGGAGAGGCAUGCAGAGCUGCUCCAGCACCAGCACAUGCGGUACAUGUGGAUCCCGCACACGGACACGGUCGUCGUCGUCACCUGCGACCCGCUCGGGGAGGGCGACGGCGGCGGCGCGCCACCCCCUCCCGUCGACGAGGCGUGGGCGACCGAGCCGCUGCGCGAGCUGCUGCUGCAGCGCGCGCCGGAGCAGGCGACGGGCGCACCCACCCCUCCCCUCCCUCGCGCCUCGGCUCCACCUCGGCUCCGCCCGGCCCACAUGCCUCUCUGUCUGCGCGACGCAUUGCUCGAGCUCGCGCCGCUCGACAAGUCGCACGUCGCGGAUGUGAACCGCGCCGAGGCUGCCUUUUGGAAGCGCUCGCAGGGGGCGCGAUUCCCCCGAAGCCAAGCCCCCGCGCCCCCCCACCGCCUCCCCCGCCAUGCCGGGCCGGCUCCUCCGCUCGCAAUGCGCUCGAGACGCGCCGGCCCCUUCUCGCAGGCGCGUGUCGACUGGUCCGACCGGAUUCUCGGCUUUGAGUGCGGAGGGCAGCAGUGGGUGUCCGAGGUGGCGCUGCCGUGCGGCGCGAGAGGCAGCCGACGCUCCGCCGAGAGCUGUAGGCGCGACUUGCAGUACAUGACCGACUUGCUCGCCCUCAUCGAGGCUUCGGACAUCCCAGCGCCGUCGCCGAUCGAGCAGCGCUGGUCGCGCCGCUCUGCGUCGCCGAUGAGCCCCGCCCACUCGGCGGGCGAGGACGACCUCCACUCGUGGGUGGGCAUCAUCAUGUACCUCCCUAUCGACCGGCCGGAGGCGCGGCAGGCAAUCACCGACGCCUUCUGGGACUACAACGCGGUCUGCCGCCGCCAGCUGUGGCCCAAGUACGACGCGCACCAGCAUUGGGCCAAAAUCGAGCCGCCAGCGGACGCCGCCGAGCGCGCGGCCGUGCGGCGCCGGCUGCGCGACCGUUUCCCGGUGGACGAGUUCAACGCGGCGCGCAGGGAGCUUGACCCGAAGAAUAUUCUCAGCAACCGGCUGCUCGAUGCGCUGCUCGAGGCGGACCCGUGA
Emiliania huxleyi CCMP1516 is the source of this 1734-nucleotide messenger RNA. Its product is annotated as mitochondrial L-galactono-1,4-lactone dehydrogenase. The transcript is spliced from 7 exons. Gene Ontology annotation, cellular component: membrane. The coding region runs from base 1 to 1734 and encodes 577 amino acids. The record is from RefSeq and is a predicted model, not a curated record. Lineage: Eukaryota; Haptophyta; Isochrysidales; Noelaerhabdaceae. Gene Ontology annotation, molecular function: D-arabinono-1,4-lactone oxidase activity; FAD binding.